Molecule: messenger RNA, 2001 nt
Organism: Microplitis demolitor
Lineage: Eukaryota; Metazoa; Arthropoda; Insecta; Hymenoptera; Braconidae
Exons: 3
Coding region: 1484-1960 (158 amino acids)
Source: RefSeq, a predicted model, not a curated record
UUUUUUUUUUAUUUUAACCAAUAGCUUAUUCUCUAAGCAAUGACAGCUUAUUCUCUAAUCGAAAUUCAAUAGUUCAAAAAAAAAUUCUAAUGUGUCGUCUAUUUCACAAGUCAGCGCGAACGCGCUAUGUGUGACUUACUAUCGAAAUUAUUUUUUUUGACUAAUUCAUAUACGUUAAAUCAUCUCUGUGUAUUCCUUAGAUUAAACUAAAUGUAUUAAAUUGUAUACGAGUACGAAAAUAAUUUGUUAAGAAACAAUUUCGACCUGGUAUUGAGUCGAUUCAUUAUUCCAUUGAUUUUAAAAAUAGUAUAUUGUGUGACAAGAGAUGAAACAAGGCAAUUUCAGACUAGGGUGAAGUUGGUUGCCCAAGCCGUAGGCGAGGGCUGACAUUACCCGCAGUCUGAAAUCGUGUUUCAUCCUGAGUCACACACCAUAUUUUUUAGUUUGAUUAAAGUUUUUAAGAUGACUAGAGGGAAAGUAAUAUAACUGUUGAUUUCCUAGUUAAUUUUUAAAUUAAAAACUGUUCGUUAAAAAGUAUAAAUGGUAUCUUCUCAUUAUGUUGGUACCACUGUGAAUUGCUUGCCACUUAGUCUUAUGAAAUAGUAUUUUUUUAACCUUCGGGUAUAUAAUACUAAAUAUGACGAAAUCGAGAUUUUCAUUUUCAGGCGAGUAUAGAGCAUAGUCUCAGAGCUUCGCGCUCAAGGCAUGCAAUAAUCCUCAGUUGUGGAAUAUAAUAGUUCUGAAAUAAGUUUCUUACCAGGGACACCGUUUUUAUUAAGCGCGAUCUUGCGGUGAGCGCCGAUCCUCUCGGCUGAAGAGAAAGGUCCGUAUACAUUCUGAAGUUCAUUGAUUUUUGCAACAAUUUUUUGGAUACUUUAGGCCAAGAAUCACGAAAAUCUAGUGCAUUUUACACUUACCACUUGAUUUCUCACUUACAUGAUUGAAGAGUGGAAGUCGUAAAAUCGAAAGUAUUUACUUCAGCUUUCGUGUUAACAGAGUUAAAGGUAAUGACGAAAUCACGCUGGAAUCAGCCUUUUUAAUACCAUCAGGCAGUUUUCGAAUAUCAAACUUCCGCAGUGAUUAUUACAAAAAAUAUAAAAAAAUAUUAUUGAUCCAUAAGUAAAAUAAAUUUAAUGAGCUUUUUAUUCUAAUUACUAUAAUUUCAAAUUUAUGUAGCUUCUAAAUAAUUAAUUCUUUGACAUUUUUUUCAGUAUAAAAAUUUUUUUCUGGCAAAAAAACCGCCACGUAUGUGAAAUUAUUUUUUUUAUAGUUUUAAUGUUGACGGUACUGAAAUCGAUCAUUCAUUGGCCCACUUAAGCAUAAAGGUAAUUAACUUUAUUACUUAUCGAAACACAUUUAAUAGAAUUUCAAGGAAUUACUAACAAAAAAUAAGUUUUAAAAUCGCAUUGACGUUGUUCGGAAUUAAAUAUCAAAUUAUUAAUUACUAACUGGAUUUUUAGAAAUACUUUAUUUAUAUUUAAUUAUGAAUAAUACCGGUUUAUUUGAUGGUAAUCAAAUUUCUCAUGUGAAAUUUAUUAUUAUCAAAUUUAUUGAAUACAUAUUGUUAUGGACUAUUGUAGGAUUACAUUUAUAUUCAGUAUUUCCUACUGAUGUUUGGUCAUGGAUGUUUUUAGAUAUCGGAUCGGAAAUAGGAUAUUUCAUUAUAAUAUCUGUUCUAUUCCUUAGUGGAAUAUUUAAAAUUCGUAUAAAUCGAAUUAUUCAUGGAUUUUUCAAUUUAAUUGGAUUUGUAUUGUUUAUUGUAUCUGGAAUAAGAAUUAUUUAUGUUUUCAAAAAUAAAAAUAUCAAAGUUAUACAAGAUCUUACAACAUCCUUUCCUGGUUCUCACUUUGAAGACUUAGAACAUGCAAUCAUACGAGAAUAUGUACGAGGAUCAUUGAACAUCGUUGAAGGUCUUAUUUUACUAAUUGAUUCAAUUCUUUCUUUAAAAAAAAUUGUGUGAUUAUUAAUUAAACAAAUAAACAUUUAUCAAUUAAUAACAAA